GUAGCAAAGCGGUCAGCAAACCCGUUUUUCGUUUCAUUCUUAUUAAUUUUAAUAGCGCGGGUUAUUUCCCACCGUUUGGCCCCACGUGUUUUCCUACGCCAGGGUUCGAACCUUCAGCCUAGCACUACUACAGCCAUCCUCGAUCUCCGACCGCCAUGGGCUCCGUGCUGCCCGCCCAGUCCCUCGCACUCAAGACCGCCUUCAAGCCGCAGCCUCUCUCGCUGGCGGACGUCAUCACCUCCGACAUCCUGCACAGUUUCCUUUACGGGAGGUGGAGGCACGUGCUCGGCGAGCACCACCACCUACUCGAGGACCGGAACGCCCCGAGCGCGAGCCCUAAGACGGCCUUCACGGCGGAGGUCCUGGCGCAGUCCUUCUCUGGAGAAGUGCAGAAGUUGUCCAGCCUUGUUCUUCCAACUGAAGUGAUAAUCGCCCAGAGUUCAGUUCCAGGCGAAGGCCUGGGGAUCUUCUCCAAGACCUGGAUCAAGGCUGGGACCGAGAUGGGUCCGUUCACAGGCCGCCUCAUCUCUCCGGAACAUGUGGACCUGUACAAGAACAACAACCUCAUGUGGGAGGUGUUCAACGAGGACGGCAGCGUGCGCUACUUCAUCGACGCCAGCCAGGAGGACCAGAGGAGCUGGAUGACCUACAUCAAGUGCGCCCGCAACGAGCAGGAGCAGAACCUAGAGGUGGUGCAGAUCGGCAGCAGCAUCUUCUACAAGGCUGUGGAGACCAUUCCACCAGACCAGGAGCUUCUGGUGUGGUACGGAAACUCCCAGAACACCUUCCUUGGAAUACCGGGUGUCCCAGGAGUAGAGGAGGAGCAGAGCAAGAAGAGCAAGACUGGCGUUGAACUCUUGUUUCUGAUUGGUCCAGACGAGUUCCACUCCUGCGACGGCUCCUCGUCCUCGUCCUCCUCGUCCUCCUCGUCGACGGCGGCGGCUGCGGCAGCAGCGGCCGCCAUGAUGACGGCGGGGCGCAUGCGCUGCGUCAUCUGCCACCGCGGUUUCAACUCCCGCAGCAACCUGCGCUCCCACAUGCGCAUCCACACGCUGGACAAGCCCUUCGUCUGCCGCUUCUGCAACCGCCGCUUCAGCCAGUCGUCCACCCUGCGCAACCACGUGCGCCUGCACACAGGCGAGCGGCCCUACAAGUGCCACGUGUGCCAGUCGGCCUACUCCCAGCUGGCGGGGCUGCGUGCGCACCAGAAGAGCGCCCGGCACCGGCCCAGCGGCAUCGCCAUGGCCGCCGGUGCCGGGGGCGGAGUGCAGGGCGCGCACUCGCCUCCCACUCCUCACCCGCCGCCGCAGAUGAGCGGCGUGCCUCACCCGGCCUCUCUCGUGCACCACAUGCCCAACAUGCCCACCAUGGUGCUGUAGGCGCGGCCGAGCAGA
Messenger RNA from Gadus chalcogrammus (walleye pollock), 1394 nucleotides. RefSeq names its product PR domain zinc finger protein 12-like. The transcript has 6 exons. Gene Ontology annotation, cellular component: nucleus. Gene Ontology annotation, biological process: neurogenesis. The record is from RefSeq and is a predicted model, not a curated record. Gene Ontology annotation, molecular function: histone methyltransferase binding. NCBI's taxonomy places the organism in Eukaryota, Metazoa, Chordata, Actinopteri, Gadiformes, Gadidae. The coding region runs from base 156 to 1379 and encodes 407 amino acids.